AUGGCUAAUCCCAGUGCUGUCUGCAAUGGACAUCUACAUCAUCAUCAUCAGAAACAGAAUAACCUCUUAAAAAGUGGAAUCUAUAAGAAAAAUGGGAUUGCUAAAGGAAUGAAGAAGAAUGGCGUAUCAAAUGGAACUCUCUACAAAAAAACAUUUAUUGAGCACUUUGAACAGGCACCAAUGUAUGUUGCUGUUCUCACUUUCGUGGGUUUUGGAGUAGGAACAAUACUUGGCUACCUGCGAGAUUUUCUGAGAGCCUGGGGACUAGAAAAACGUCACCUUGCUGCAGAAAGAGAAGAACAAAAAGAUUUUGUGCCACUUUAUCAAGAUUUUGAGAACUUUUACACCAGAAACCUCUAUAUGAGAAUACGGGAUAACUGGAAUCGUCCAAUUUGCAGUGUCCCAGGGCCACAGUUUGACCUCAUGGAACGUGUAACAGAUGAUUACAACUGGACAUUUAGGUUUACAGGAAGGACUAUCAAGAAUGUAAUCAACAUGGGUUCUUAUAACUACCUCGGCUUUGCAGAAACAGAUGUUAAUGCAUUGAAAACAGUGACUAUAGAGUUACAAAAAUAUGGGACAGGAAUCUGCAGUACCAGACAGGAAAUGGGCACCUUAGACAAACACGUAGAACUAGAGACACUUGUGGCCAACUUCCUUGGUGUGGAAGAUGCUAUGGUGUUUGGCAUGGGCUUUGCAACAAACUCAAUGAAUAUUCCAGCCCUCGUUGGAAAGGGCUGCCUCAUUUUAAGUGAUGAGUUGAACCACACUUCUCUUAUUCUUGGUGCAAGGCUUUCAGGUGCUACUAUUAGAAUCUUCAAGCAUAACAAUAUGCAGAGCCUUGAAAAGUUGCUGAGGGAUGCAAUAAUAUAUGGGCAGCCUCGAAACCGCAGAGCAUGGAGAAAAAUUAUCAUCCUCGUGGAGGGCAUUUACAGCAUGGAAGGGUCUAUCGUGCGCCUGCCAGAGUUAGUCUCCUUGAAGAAGAAAUACAAAGCCUACCUCUACUUGGACGAAGCUCACAGCAUCGGGGCAGUGGGUGCGACGGGACGAGGGGUCGUGGAGUACUUCGGUAUGAGUCCUGAUGACGUUGACGUAUUGAUGGGAACGUUCACAAAGAGCUUUGGCGCAGCUGGAGGAUACAUAGCUGGCAAAAAGGACCUUGUGGACUUUUUACGAACACAUUCUCACAGUGCUGUGUACGCCACAUCUAUGUGUCCACCGGUAGCAGAGCAAAUCAUCAGGGCAAUGAAAUGUCUCAUGGGACUAGACGGGACAACACAAGGGCUCCAAAGAGUGCGCCAGCUGGCGAAAAACACAAGGUACUUCAGACGAAGACUGCACGAAAUGGGCUUCAUCAUUUAUGGCAAUGAUGAUUCUCCUGUUGUCCCUUUACUCCUUUAUAUGCCUGGUAAGAUAGGGGCUUUUGCAAGACUCAUGUUAGAAAGAAAUAUCGGGGUGGUUGUGGUUGGGUUUCCAGCUACUCCCAUCACAGAAUCCAGGGCUCGGUUUUGUGUAUCAGCUGCACAUACGCGGGAGAUGUUAGACACGGUAUUGAAUGCUCUGGAUGAAUUGGGUGAUUUUCUACAUCUGAAAUACUCACGGUAUUCCAAGUCAUCUCAUCCUGAACUGUAUGAAGAAACUAGGUUUGAACUUGAAGAUUGA
This is a messenger RNA of Indicator indicator, 1662 nucleotides long. RefSeq names its product serine palmitoyltransferase long chain base subunit 3 (gene SPTLC3). Lineage: Eukaryota; Metazoa; Chordata; Aves; Piciformes; Indicatoridae. Gene Ontology annotation, cellular component: serine palmitoyltransferase complex. The coding region runs from base 1 to 1662 and encodes 553 amino acids. Gene Ontology annotation, molecular function: serine C-palmitoyltransferase activity; pyridoxal phosphate binding. The record is from RefSeq and is a predicted model, not a curated record. The transcript is spliced from 12 exons. Gene Ontology annotation, biological process: ceramide biosynthetic process; sphingosine biosynthetic process.